AGAGCUGCCGAGGGCUGCGGGCUGCAGGAACGAACACGCUCUGGAAUUUGGUUUCUGCCCUGGCAGGCAGCUCCCUCUGCUUCUGCUUCCCGCCCCAUGGGGCCAGCCAGCGAGCCGACAAACUUGUUGUAUAGAAAGAAGGGAGAGGGGGAAACGCAAGUGCCGACACUUUGCAGCGUCCAGGAAAUAGUUUCCUAAAGCACACUCUCCCAGUAAAGUCGGAUGGACAAGGCUUUGCUGUCACAAUCUGCAGCCAAGAACUGGCUAUGUGAUUACAAAUAGCACUCGGCAGAGAAGAGACAUUUCCUGGUGAUUUCUGCUGGAGAUGUACUCCCCUGCCACAGAGUUCACCUUCCUUCCCUGAAGCUUCACAGCGUAACAAACUUGCCAAAGCACACUGUUCAAAUACAUCUGACCUGCAAGUUCUUCUGGAAUUUCAAAAAAGUUGCAAUAAAAAUACCAGAGAAGACGCCAAAUCACAGGAAUUCUUAACAAACCAUUAUAAUGGUAAGCUCUAAUUGUUCCAGUGAGGACUCCUUUAAAUAUACUUUGUAUGGGUGUAUCUUUAGCAUGGUGUUUGUUCUUGGCCUCAUAGCAAACUGUGUAGCGAUCUACAUUUUCACUUGUACUUUAAAAGUGCAAAACGAGACUACAACUUACAUGCUUAAUUUGGCCAUAUCAGAUCUGCUUUUUGUGUUUACAUUACCCUUCAGGAUUUAUUACUUUGUAACCAGAAACUGGCCAUUUGGAGACAUUCUCUGCAAGAUUUCUGUCACCCUCUUUUACACAAAUAUGUAUGGGAGCAUUUUGUUUCUGACUUGCAUCAGCGUGGAUCGCUUUUUAGCUAUAGUACACCCCUUCCGAUCCAAGACUCUCCGGACCAAAAGGAAUGCAAAGAUUGUUUGUGCUGCAGUAUGGAUAACUGUGCUAGCAGGCAGCACACCAGCAAGCUUUUUCCAGUCCACAAACCGCCGGAACAAUACGGAACAAAGGACGUGCUUUGAAAACUUUUCAGAGGACACGUGGAAAACCUACCUAUCCCGGAUUGUUAUCUUCAUUGAAACUGUUGGGUUUUUUAUCCCGCUCAUCCUGAACGUGACCUGCUCCACUAUGGUCCUACGGACCUUGAAUAAACCGCUUACAUUAAGCCGGAAUAAAGUAAGCAAGAAAAAGGUACUCAAAAUGAUUUUUGUCCAUUUGGUGAUAUUCUGCUUCUGCUUUGUGCCUUAUAACAUUACCUUAAUACUUUACUCCCUUAUGAGAACACAGACCUGGGUCAAUUGCUCAGUGGUGACUGCAGUCAGGACUAUGUACCCCAUAACUCUGUGCAUCGCUGUUUCAAACUGCUGUUUUGACCCCAUUGUCUAUUACUUCACAUCAGAUACCAUUCAAAAUUCCAUAAAAAAGAACCGGUCCACCAGACCACGGGAUGUCAGAUUCUCUGAAAGGCCAGUUUCAGAAAGCUUCAUUCAACAUAGCCUUCAGACCAUAAAAAUGAAAAUAUUUGACGGUGACUCUACAAUAUAAACUAUAUUAAAAGACUAUUGGGACUAAACUGGAAUUAGAAGCCUGCAUAUUUCUUCAGUUGUGGACAUAUAUUCUUAUAUGUAAAGGCUGUGCUUCCUUCACAUCUGAAAAAUUUAUUACAAGGCUGUAAUAGUGUUAAGCAUAGCAGCACACUGAAAAAGUAUUUUAAAAAUCUGUGUCAAAGGUCUGUUCUGACAGAUUGUAUGUUAGAAAUGAACUUUUGAGUUUAGAGGUUAACCAAAGUCCAAGGACUGUUUCUCAAGUCAAACACAAAUGAAAAAGUAGGUUGUUUUCCUUCCUGAACUUAAAACAGUUGCUCAAUUUAAUAAUGAUAUCAGCUUCCAAGUUACUGAGGUGAAGCUACCUGCUCCACACUGCAGGAAAAUUGCCCCACAUUCUCAUAUCACUUCAGCUAUACUGUGUCUUCCCCAGUUUCCUCUUGCUUCUCUUACUCAUCCCCUACUGUCUUUUUCCCCGUGCACCUUCCUUCUUAGGGACCAUUAUGUUCACAGGAGGCUUCAAUCAGUGGGUUACGAUAACUUUGUUUCUUCCAGGUUUAUCUGAUAAAAAUAAAUGCUCUCUCCACAAGGCUGGCCCCCAUAAAGCAAUUAUGUCUCCUGGUAGUUUAGAGCAUUUGGAAAUGUCGCAGACAAACUGGUUUUUCUUCUCACCGCUGUCUCAGAAGCCUGUGUGAUUAAAACAAAGUAACUUGUGA
This is a messenger RNA of Vidua macroura (Pin-tailed whydah), 2242 nucleotides long. It is a transcript of the gene LPAR6, whose product is annotated as lysophosphatidic acid receptor 6. Gene Ontology annotation, biological process: positive regulation of Rho protein signal transduction; phospholipase C-activating G protein-coupled receptor signaling pathway. Gene Ontology annotation, cellular component: membrane. The transcript has 2 exons. The record is from RefSeq and is a predicted model, not a curated record. Lineage: Eukaryota; Metazoa; Chordata; Aves; Passeriformes; Viduidae. Gene Ontology annotation, molecular function: lysophosphatidic acid receptor activity. The coding region runs from base 505 to 1527 and encodes 340 amino acids.